Messenger RNA from Penicillium malachiteum, 1428 nucleotides. Its product is annotated as DUF1479 domain-containing protein. The record is from RefSeq and is a predicted model, not a curated record. The transcript is spliced from 2 exons. Bases 1 to 1428 code for a protein of 475 amino acids. NCBI's taxonomy places the organism in Eukaryota, Fungi, Ascomycota, Eurotiomycetes, Eurotiales, Aspergillaceae.
AUGUCUCGACUACUUUCAAAACUGCCCCUUCGUGCGGCGUCAACAUCCGCCACUACUCAAACCACCAAGGCUGCUGGGGAUAUCUCAUCCGUCUUUCCCAGUCUCCGACCAGAUUACCAGCCUGAGCCGCUACCUCCUCGAUUUCAGGAAUUGAAAACCAAAUUCUUUGAGAAAAAUGAAAAGACCCUGACGGAGAGUUGGAAAAGACUCUUGCCGAGUCUUGAGGCUGAGGUGGAGAAAAUCAAGGCCAAGGGUAGCGAUAUCAUUCCCUCUGUGGAGUACUCUGAUGUCAUUUCUGGAAAGAUCAGUGAAACUACCAUGAAGGAGAUUCGACACCGGGGAACUGUGGUCGUUCGAAAUGUCAUUCCACGAGACAUCUCGCUAGACUACAAACAGCGAGCCCGAGACUAUAUCGCUGCAAACCAAGAGCGUGUAAAGGCAUUCCCAUCCGACUCACCAGCUGUCUAUGAGCUUUACUGGACGCCUUCGCAAGCGGAAGCCCGUGCUCAUCCCAAUAUGUUGGACACCCAGCGCUUUCUGCAACGCCUGUGGCACUCGUCGGAUCCCAAUACCAGAAUCUCAACAAGGAACCCAUUGACAUAUGGUGACCGACUCCGUAUCAGAAAUCCUGGUGACUCCAAGUUUGCAUUGGGCCCCCACGUUGACGGUGGCUCGCUCGAGCGCUGGGAAGAUCCAGAGUACGCGAGUGUUUACAGCAAGAUCCUUGAGGGUGAAUGGGAGCAGUAUGACGCAUGGGACGCCAAGCACCGCCUUUCGGCGAAAAUGGAUCUAUACAAUGGUGCAGGUGCCUGCUCAAUGCUACGUUUUUUCCAGGGAUGGCUUUCCAUGUCUGAUACUGCUCCUGGCGAGGGAACACUUCACGUUUGCCCCAUGGUCUUACACAGCACUGCUUACACCAUGCUCCGACCAUUUUUCGAUCUUCAAAGCCAGAAACCCAACUUGGAUGCCACAUUCCCUGGCUCCGUCCCUGGCGCUGCUCAGGAGUAUAACCCUGUCACACAUCCUCACCUUGAGCUGGAGUCAACAAUGGUUUCGGUACCACGGGUUGAACCUGGUGACUUUGUUGCUUGGCAUUGUGAUUCAUUGCACUCGGUUGAUAAGGAGCACUGUGGUACUGGUGAUUCUAGCGUCAUGUAUAUCCCCGCUACUCCUCUGUGUGACAUGAAUGUCGACUACCUCCUCAAACAACGCGAGGCCGCUUUGACAUACUCACCGCCAUGGGAUUUCCCUGGUGCUGGUGGCCCGGGAGAACGUGGCUUUGAAGGCGCCUUGGAGUGGUCUUCUAUCAAUUCUGAGGGUCAACGUGCGAUGGGACUGGGCGACAUGCCCUGGGAGAUUGAGAGCACUAUGACGGAUGGUGAGAAGGAGGCAGUGCAAGCAGCCAACAAACUCUGCUUCGGUGUCUAA